CGUUACAGCGAGGACGUUUACGAUUUUUAUGUGUUUUUUAAUUUAUUUCGAUACAGAAAAGUUUUCGUGGAAAAAUGUUGGUGCCAAGUGUAUUUCUAACUUAAAAAUAUUGUCUUAAAAGUGUUUUCAACGUGUAAAAUGCUUCACAAUGCCGUGUAUCGUAUCAAAUCACUUUCCGCGAGGGGCCUUCCACCUCCAGUCUUUAGCGGAACGAGUGAGUCGUGAUCAAGAACAGCUUCCAGUUCUGCCACCAUUACACAACACACCCAGAGAUGUUAACGUACCAGUGGUAUACGCUGAGAGUGCAGCAUGUUCCCGUAGUACCUAUUCGCCUCUUCAGGCUUUAAGUGAGAGUACUUGUCGGGACCAUGGCGCCCAAGCCGCGCCUGCUCCACCGCAGCCACUGCCAAGAAUGCAGGUGUCCAAUCAAAACGUCACCCUACACCCUGCAGUUGCAAGAUGUACAGCCUCCUUAGAGCUUGCUACCCUCUGGAGGAGUUUCCACGAACUCGGCACAGAAAUGAUAGUAACCAAAGCGGGCAGACGAAUGUUCCCCGCGUUGCAGGCGAGAUUAUCUGGUCUUUUACCCAAUGCCGACUAUUUGCUGCUAGUGGAUUUUAUACCGUUGGAUGAUAAAAGAUACCGGUAUGCAUUUCACAGUUCAAGCUGGGUCGUGGCGGGAAAGGCGGAUCCCGUGUCGCCCCCUAGGAUUCACGUUCAUCCCGAUUCACCGGCAGCCGGCGCACAUUGGAUGCGGCAACUUGUCUCCUUUGACAAGCUUAAGUUAACCAACAAUCAGUUAGAUGAUAAUGGUCAUAUAAUACUCAACUCAAUGCACCGCUAUCAACCCCGUCUUCACGUGGUCUACUUGCCUGGUGAAGGGCAAAGCGCGGCGCCGGGGACUGUGCCCUAUAGAACAUUUAUCUUCCCCGAAACAGGCUUCACGGCUGUCACUGCCUAUCAGAACCAUAGAAUAACGCAAUUAAAAAUAGCAAGUAAUCCAUUUGCGAAAGGGUUCCGGGAUUGCGAUCCAGAUGAUUGUCCACCAGACCAAAGCCCACAAAGGAAUGUGCCUCGGAGACGUGAGCCCCAACAAGCGGAGCCCUACUCAUUAGCGCAGCCUUACGCAGCUGACCCUAGCUCUAGUGGACCCUUGUACCCUGCGCACGCGCAUCCCGUCAGAUACCAGCCGCACGCGGGCCACAAUAGCGCCUACUCAGCAUAUUACGCCCAUAGAUAAACUAAAAUAAAACUAUAUUUAAGUAUGUGAUAUAGAUUAAAGACAGACUAAAAACACGUAUAAUACAUUAUUAAUCCAUAGAUCCAAUUUAAUAAACUUCAUAAACGAUUUCGAUAUAGGUAACUUAAAACUAAAAUCUAGCUUCAAGCUAUAAUAAUUGAGAAAAAUUGGACAAGUGACUAUUUUUAAACAAAUAAUGUAAACAAUUUUAUUGUUCUAUUAAAUUUGUCUUGUUUAUUCGCACUAUCAAACCAAAAUAUAUAUAUUGAAAGAUUCGGAAACAAGAUAGCACAAACUAUAACAAUCCUGUUUUUGACAUUCGGGAGACACACUUAGCGCCAAGCUCUUCAUAGUUUCUCAAUAUGUCAAGCUUAAUAAACGUUUUCGAUGUAUACUUAGGUAACUUAAAACUUAAAUCUAGGUUCGAGAUAUCAUAUAUAGAAUUGAGAAGUUUUUAUGAACUUAGACAAAGGACUGGAUCCAAAAAAAAUAAUUAAAUUGCAUAACUUAAGAAAAAAUAGGACAGGUUAUUAUAAAACAAAUAAUAAUAUAAAAAAAAUAUUGUUUAGUUUUAAGUUAAACAAGUUUGUCUCAUUUAUUCACAAUAUCAAACCAAAAUGUAAAUACUGAAAGAUUCGAAAACGAGACUUAGCACAAACUUUGACCCGUAUGAUAAUCCCACACGUUUUUGACAUACGGGAGUCACAAUAAGUCUCGUUUGGAGAAGAAGAAUCUUACUGUGUCGAUAGAAUUCGAGGCAUAUGCAAAACAAUGGUUUUGUUUGUAUUUUCGUAAG
Molecule: messenger RNA, 2036 nt
Organism: Pieris brassicae (large cabbage white)
Lineage: Eukaryota; Metazoa; Arthropoda; Insecta; Lepidoptera; Pieridae
Product: T-box transcription factor TBX1-like
Exons: 9
Coding region: 149-1240 (363 amino acids)
Biological process (GO): regulation of transcription by RNA polymerase II; positive regulation of DNA-templated transcription; cell fate specification
Cellular component (GO): nucleus
Molecular function (GO): RNA polymerase II cis-regulatory region sequence-specific DNA binding; DNA-binding transcription factor activity, RNA polymerase II-specific
Source: RefSeq, a predicted model, not a curated record